Molecule: messenger RNA, 1509 nt
Organism: Helobdella robusta
Lineage: Eukaryota; Metazoa; Annelida; Clitellata; Rhynchobdellida; Glossiphoniidae
Exons: 2
Coding region: 1-1509 (502 amino acids)
Source: RefSeq, a predicted model, not a curated record
AUGGAGAUUUCGGAUAAUCAUGAACAAUCACGUUACAAUUGCCCCAAACACGCUGUAGAAGUGCUGUAUAUUUGCAAACCAUGUCGUCAGCCCAUUUGUCUGCACUGCCAUGUUAAUGACCACAACACGCACGAAUUAAUGCUAGCAUGUCUUGAAGCUAGCAAAAACAAAAGGUUUUUAGAAAAAUAUGCUCAAUUAGCAGAAACGGAAAUAAAGAACGUUGAUGAGAAUAUUGAAAGAUUGAUACCCUAUACAGAAAAUGCGAAUAGUGUAUUUGAAGAGAUACAAGCAUAUUAUUCUCGAGAAAUGGAAAAAUUUGAGAAUGAAGAAAUUCUUAAAAGCUUAACAUCAUUCCGCAAUGAUAGAACCAAACUUAAAAAUAUAUAUAUAGAUUGUAAAAUUAAAAGACGUAACGUGAAUUUUCUGGUAGAGAAUGAAACUAGGGAAUUGGAUAUACAGUUGACAGGGAAAUUUGAGCGGAAUAUUUAUCACGUUAAUUACCAGAAUAUGGAAUCAAACCUGGCGUCUUUUCGAAAAAUUCUUCGAAAUUCCAUUAUAAUCACAGGUUUAAAAGAUGAUUUUGCAUCAUUGGUCGACGAGAUCUCCUGCGGCUCUCUGGUGACGUGUUUCGCCAUCUCCGAUUACAAGCUUUAUAUUUGCACCGGGAACAAACUUUUGAUUAUAAAUGUUAUCAAACGCGAUGAAGAUUUCGUAGAAAAAACUUACGAAGGACUGGAAAAUCUGCCAGACAUUUUAGUUUAUGGGAAUAAAUUUUACUUUUACCUCUCUAAAAACACUACAGAUGUGUUGACACCGAAAUACCCGGAAUUUAAAAAAGUUAAAAAUAUUUCUUGUUUUUCCCUGAGCGGUGAUACCAUAAUUGCAGCUCGUCAAACUAAUGUUUUAGAUGUAGAGAUUGAAAGUUGGAAAUUAAUUUGUAUUCAAAAUUCAACUAAAUCAAACAAAGUUGAAUUUACAACAAACGAUUAUGAGGACAGUGAAUUUACACCAAACGAUGAUGAGUACAUUUUGAGUGUUGUCAAACUUCGGAAUAAAAAUUACGUGAUUGCUACUCAAAAUGGCUUGGAAAUAUUUAGCAGAUCAUGGGAUAGAUGUAUCACAUGGGAUAGUAUUAAAAAUUUAAAUGGACAUGAGCCGCUAACCUCACAGCAUAAUCAUUCAGCAACAAUGUGUGAAUACGAAACAAAUAUGACAGCAACAGCCUAUUUGUCACUAGAUUCAUAUGACAACAUCUAUCUGAUUAGCAAUCAUAUUGUAGAAAAUAUUUUCGUACUGGACAAUAAAUUUAACUUUUUAGCUUAUAUAAAAACUAAAUUUGUUCCAAAAAAAAUACAAAUAACAAAAGAUAACACGCUCUACGUCAGCUACCUCAAUGAGCCUCACAUUUCCAUCUAUAAGCUCAACAUCUUUGAAAGGUCCGACAACACGAAAUCAGAUGUUCAAGCAGACCAAACUGAACAAAAAGAAAAAGAAACAGUUCAAGAUUGA